Molecule: messenger RNA, 557 nt
Organism: Microplitis demolitor
Lineage: Eukaryota; Metazoa; Arthropoda; Insecta; Hymenoptera; Braconidae
Gene: ND-B15
Exons: 3
Coding region: 99-458 (119 amino acids)
Cellular component (GO): mitochondrion
Source: RefSeq, a predicted model, not a curated record
AAAAACCGCCUUUAGUCUCGUCGUUUUCCUUUUAUAUAUUUGCGGAAAAAAAUUUACCAAACAUUUUGUCAAUAAAAUAAAAAUUCCAUAUAUUAAAAAUGUCUGGGCGUGAGACGAUAGAUCUGUCUCCUGUUGGAAAAGAAAUAUUAGAACACCGUGCAGCGAGACGUAAUAAAUUACGUUAUGAAUAUUUGAAACAAACUCAAAAUCCUUAUCGUCAUGGACUAGGUAUCGGAGGUUGUGUUGAUGAUGUUGGAGUAAAUCGUCUUAUGGCAAUGAAAGUAUCAGCAUCUCAUUUUUUCAAACCAUCAUGGAAAAAUGCUAGCUUUAUGCUUGCAGUUUGUAUUAUUCCAAUAGUAACUUUUACAUACGGUUGUUACUACGAGAGGAAACAGAAAGAACACCGAUUGAGGACUGGUCAAGUGAGUUACCGUGAUCGGGAAUACAAAUUUAAUUAAAUUACAGCUACUAUAGAAGUACACGUGUAUAAUAAUAAUUGGAACAAUAAAUAAGUAGAAGUAAAAAAAAUUAAAUACAUAAAAAUUUAUUUGUCAUUU